This is a messenger RNA of Paramuricea clavata, 357 nucleotides long. NCBI's taxonomy places the organism in Eukaryota, Metazoa, Cnidaria, Anthozoa, Malacalcyonacea, Plexauridae. The record is from the annotation of a GenBank genome assembly.
AUGACACACGAAUACAAAAUUACCGAAAGAUACUAUCAUGUUGCUAUCAAAGACAUCAAACGUUUCUCAAAAUCUUAUUCAAAAUGUUAUUUAAAUAUGUUUACAUUAUUAAUGCAUACAAAAUGUGACACACGUGAUAAGCUGACAAUCCACCAGAUUGUAUUUAUAACUUCACAAGGUACAGAUGAAGGUGUGAAUUCUGAAAACAGUCAAUUCUCAAGGGCUGCUCAAAAGCAAAACAUUACUAUGCAAGCCUUCCAAUGUGUUAAUAUGUCAACAUCAAUUCCCAAAAAUGGUGCCACUGGCACUGAUCUUUGUUACACCGCAUUUGGCAAUCGCGACUUUUGUAUGCGACAG